AUGGAGGUCAACAGGAGCAACUUCUUCUGGAUGCUACCACCUAUUCUACACGAGGCACAGAAUGCUCGUUUUGUAGCGGUGGACGUCGAGAUGAGCGGUAUCGCGCUUAUUCAUGGUCUCAACAGUGCCCAAGACUCAUACGGAAAGAUCAAAGAAGCGGCAGAACAAUUUCAAGUGGUACAACUCGGGCUCACCUUCGUUCGCUAUGACGAAGGAUCAGCUAAAUAUACCACGAGAACAUUCACUUUCUCUGUUUCUCCCUUGUUUCCCAAAUCCACAUUCUUCGAUAAUCUCUCCAGACGUCUUGAUAGAAAAUUUAGCGUCUCAGUGAGAGCGUACGAUUUUCUACAACAGCACAAUUUCAACUUCAACAAGGCUUUGGAUACUGGCGCUCAUUAUCUCAAUAGAGAGGAACAGAGACUCGCAAAGCAGUUUUGUGUGUCGAGAGAUCCCAACAAUGAACAUCUUGACCCUUCAACGCUGGACUACGAGACUGAAGAAUUCUACAAGAGGACUAAGAAGCAAAUUGCGGACUUUGUUGCUGGAAGAUUUCGACCGGCCAUGGAAACUACCAUAAAAAACCCGUAUGGAGAUAGGCUGAAUGGACUACAGAUCCGUUUGAUACACCAAAUCAUCCGUGAAGAGUAUCCUUCGUAUGUGGCAACCAGAAACGCGACAUCGGGCACCGCUUCCAUUGCUCUAAUUGAUGAAUCUGUGAAAGCCAGGACCGAGGCACGAAAGAGAUGGAACUUGUCGGAAGUUAAUCGACUAUCUGGACUUCAAAUACUAUUCGAGGCAUUAUCAGGCGGAUCCUUUGCCGACAGAAUGAAACAAGAAUACGUUUAUCACCAAAGCGACGUCCCAGAGCGCCAUAGAACUUGGAAUGAACUCAACAAGACAUUCGACUUUAAAAAAUGCGAGGCCAGUCUGAAGAGAAAUAGACCGAUCUUGGUUGGCCAUAACCUAUUCAUGGAUUUGGCCUAUAUAUAUCAAACGUUCUUUGAGCCUCUACCCGCUAACGUCGACGACUUCCUUAUUGAGAUAAACAAACUCUUCCCACGAAUCGCGGAUACGAGGUUCAUGUAUGCACGAGGUAGACAUAUGAUGGAGCCGGAUCGAGCUUUAGAAAAGAUCCACCAUUUCUACGCGCGGAAUCCAAUUCCUGCAGUCAGAUUAGAAUCCGGUAUCAAUUUGCUAGGUCCUCACCAUGCCGGAUCUGACAGUUGUAUGGCCGCCAGUCUAUUCUUAAAACAGACUUACACUCUGUUCAGAGCCAAGAAACACUUGGUUCCAUUCGAGAAAGGGUUCUACGCACCGAAGGAACAGAACAACCAGGGCGAAAAAGACGAAAGGGAACCGACAACCCCUGAUAUGACUUCGUGGCCCGAGACAAGCGCCAUCAAUAUCCUCGAACAAGACGAUGACCAAAUGUUGAGAAAUUUAGAAAGAUGGAACAUCCUCGACGAGGCAGCUUCAAGACGGGUAGUAUUAUCCCCCAGGCAUAGCAAGGCAAUGCCGCCGGCCGAGGAAAUACUUACACGGGGUGAGCCUACGUCAGCAUCGGGCGAAACAUACUCAGAGGAGGAAACACACAUGCUACCCCUCUGGACACAUGACUUCUGGAGAGCCUAUGGCAACAAGUGCUCUGUCCCUGGGGCGGGCUAUAUCUCUUUUGAACCGGUCUCUUAA
This is a messenger RNA of Daldinia decipiens, 1689 nucleotides long. Its product is annotated as CAF1-domain-containing protein. Gene Ontology annotation, cellular component: cytoplasm. Gene Ontology annotation, molecular function: RNA binding; poly(A)-specific ribonuclease activity. The transcript is spliced from 6 exons. The record is from RefSeq and is a predicted model, not a curated record. Gene Ontology annotation, biological process: nuclear-transcribed mRNA poly(A) tail shortening. Lineage: Eukaryota; Fungi; Ascomycota; Sordariomycetes; Xylariales; Hypoxylaceae. The coding region runs from base 1 to 1689 and encodes 562 amino acids.